Molecule: messenger RNA, 615 nt
Organism: Funneliformis geosporum
Lineage: Eukaryota; Fungi; Glomeromycota; Glomeromycetes; Glomerales; Glomeraceae
Source: the annotation of a GenBank genome assembly
AUGGAUAAACCUGAGAUAAAUAAUAUGCUAUAUUUUAUAGUACCACAAGGACAAGAAACAACAGAAAACAAAAACUCAAAUAUACAAGGAUCAUCACGGACUCAAAGUGGAGUACAGAAUUCAAGAAAUAAGACUGACUUAUCGUAUGAAAAGUAUAUUCGCCCGUUAAAGGAGAAAGGAGUGGAACCUACAUAUUUUCCAUAUAUUAACAAACUUCCUGGUAAAGUGAAGAUAGUAGGAGAUAAAAGCCUUAGAAAACUCGUUAACAAACAUCAUCGAAGGUGGAAAGAAAAAUAUCCCUCUGAGAAAUAUCCUCUAGAUUCAAAUAUAUUUGAACGUAACUUGUUGAAUUUAAUCAAACCCGGACCAAUUCCAGGUUUUGACUCAGCAGAACAUGGGUUAGUCGAGGAUAGAAGAUCAAUUUCAAGCUCUUCAACACAACUUUCCUCACAUAACAAUAUUCGACCGACAUUGGGCUAUUCACAAGCUAGUCUUUCGGAGUUAUCAUCGCAUGGCUCUCAUCUAGACGAAGAUAAAACGCAUGAAAAGAAAAAAGUACUUGGCAAUUUUAUGAGAAACUUACAAGAAAAAACGAAAACACGAAAUGGAUUAUGA